UUUCCUCCUCCAUUUAAUCAAACAAUUCUACUAAAAUGGUUGCUUAACUUUUAGCCUCCUUCUAAUAAAAGUUUUCACAACAAUUUCUCCUCUUUGCCCUUCACCUACUUCCUAUAAAACCCAACAAAUUCUACUAACAAUUUCUCAAACUCUUCUCAUUACCUUCUACGAGGCCCUCAACCUCGUAGAAGUGAAUGAUCUUCUUAUCUUAUUAUUAUCAUUAAUUAGCUCAUUACAUUAUUAUCCUUAAUAGCUAACAAUCACUUCCCUAUAAUUUUAUCCUUUCAAAAUAAUAUUAUUUGGUCACAUAUAUAUUAUUAUCUAUCUCACAUUCUCACUACUAUUUCUUGGUUAAGUCAUGAAGGUUCAUUCAACAAAAAGUUCAAUAGUAGCCAAGAGGCUAUGGAAUUUCUUAAGGAUCACCUUUCUUAUGAUGAGGAAAGGCUUGAUCUCUAAGAAAAAGUUGAUUAUGGAUAUAAACUUGUUCUUUAAGCGAGGUAAACUUAUUCGCAAAUCAUUAAGCAAUCUCUUACAUCUCCACCACCACCACCACCACCAUGGCCACCAGAUGACACGUGGUAGCUUUGCUCGACGGGAGUAUGAAUUCUCAUGUAGUAAUAGCCCUAAUCCCGUUUUUUUCCACGUGUCUUCCUCGAAACGUAAGCAUAACCAUCACCACCACCACCAACACCAUCACAUUCAUUUCCCUUGCAUUAAUUCACCACUCGUUCUCGAUGAGCUCGAGUCUCAAGAUAAUUGUGAUAUAGAUCAUGUUGAUGAUAACAAUGCUAUGGUUUUAAUGCCUAAGACUCCGGAAUAUGCAUUUAAUUUACGCCUAGACGGUUAUGAUCUAGCACCUGGAGAGAUUCGUAGUCCAAUUACUACACCUUUUCCUAUUAUGAUAUCGGAUUACUCAUCAGAGGAUGAACAUGAAGAAGGCAAUAUCCAAGUUGAUUAUGAAGCUGAGGAAUUCAUUAAAAAGUUCUAUGAUCAGCUAAGAGCUCAAAGUCGUGUGCAAUUGUUACAAUAUUAGGCCAUAAUAUUGUUUCCUUUUCUUUUUCUUGGUUUUGAAUGGUAAUGUAUGUAUGUAUUCAUUACGAUGUUAUAUAAGUAAUAUAUAUAUAUAUAUGUGGGUGUACA
This is a messenger RNA of Beta vulgaris subsp. vulgaris (sugar beet), 1140 nucleotides long. RefSeq lists its product as uncharacterized. The transcript has a single exon. Bases 359 to 1033 code for a protein of 224 amino acids. The record is from RefSeq and is a predicted model, not a curated record. NCBI's taxonomy places the organism in Eukaryota, Viridiplantae, Streptophyta, Magnoliopsida, Caryophyllales, Amaranthaceae.